GGCGCAGACGGCUAAUAAAGUUUUUAGAGGCUGCCAUCAAUAUGCCAACCCAGUAAAACCAAAAGCUGGUCAGUUUUCAAGGUCUGGGGGAGAAUAUCCACUGCUUACUGGGUGUUGAGCUCAAGAGAACCAGCCCUCACUAAAAGAAGCGUUACCUUACCCACCACCUUUGUUCACGGCUCAAUGGAGUUUGCGACAGCCUUGGCAGACCUCCAAGCAGAGGCUAGCUGUCCCAUCUGUCUGGACUACUUGAAAGACCCAGUGACUAUCAACUGUGGACAUAACUUCUGUCUCUCCUGCAUAAUUAUGUCCUGGAAGGAUCUACAUGAUAGUUUCCCCUGCCCUUUUUGCCAGUUUUGCUGUCCAGAAAGGAAAUUCACGAGCAAUCCCCAGCUGGGUAAUUUGACUGAAAUUGCUAAACUACUCCAAGUACGAAGAAGCAAGAGGAAGAGGCGUGAAGAGAAACUCGUAUGUGAGAUGCACAAUCAGAUUCUGACCGUUUUCUGUCAGAGGGACCUAAAGGUUUUAUGUCCUCAGUGCAGUUUCUCCACUGAUCACCAGCAUCACUAUGUUUGGCCCAUAGAAAAGGCUGCCCCCUAUCAUAGGAAAAAACUGGAGCACAACAUUAAACUAUGGAAGGAAAGAGUGGAACAAGUUGAAAAAGUGAUAACUAUGCAAACCAGAAAAUCAAUGGAACUGAAGAAAAAGGUAAAACAUAGGAGAGAAGAAGUAAAGUCUGAAUUUGAGCAACUUACAUUAUUUCUCCAAAAUGAGCAAGAGGCUGUUCUUAGGCAAUUACAAGAUGAAGAGAUGGAUACUUUAGCAAAACUAAAUGAAAACCUAACAAAAUUUUUAAAUCAUGCCUCCUCAUUAAAAUAUCUAUUAAAGGAGAUAGAGAACAAAUAUGUGAAGUCAGAACUGGAAUUACUGGCAAGUGUUAAGAAUAUCUACCACAGAUAUAAAAACUUAAAAUGCCCUGAACUUUUUUCAUUCAAAUUAAAAGAAUAUGGUUACCGUCUUCCUCCACAAUAUUCUGGCCUAAACAAAAUUAUGAAGGUAUUUCAAGUAGAUGUAAUUCUAGAUCCUGAAACAGCACAUCGUAAACUUAUCGUCUCAGAAGAUAGAAGAACUGUGCAAUAUGGAAAUACAAAGCAAAACUUACCUCAUAAUCCAAAGAGAUUUUAUCUCUGCCCACCUGUCCUGGGUACUAAGGGAUAUAAUUCUGACAGGCAGUACUGGGAGGUAGAAGUCAAAGAUAAGCCUGAAUGGAUCAUGGGUGUCUGUAAAGAGUCUCUUCCCAGAAGGAGGAAGAGACAUAAUCAAUCAAUUUUAGUACAGGAUGGAUUAUGGGGAAUUGGGCAAUGUGGUCAGAAUAAUUAUAUUGCAUUGGGUCCUAAGAAAAUUAAUCUUCUGCCAAAAGUAAUACCUAGUAAGAUUGGCAUUUUUUUAGACUCUGAAAUGAGCGAGGUUUCCUUUUACAAUAUGAAUGAUAGAUCUCUUCUUUAUACUUUUAAUGAUUGUUUUGCAGGAGCACUUUGGCCUUAUUUCAAUACUGGAAAUGACUCAAAACCUCUUAAAAUCUGUACAUUAACAGAUUCUGAAUGA
Molecule: messenger RNA, 1605 nt
Organism: Galeopterus variegatus (Sunda flying lemur)
Lineage: Eukaryota; Metazoa; Chordata; Mammalia; Dermoptera; Cynocephalidae
Product: tripartite motif-containing protein 60-like
Exons: 1
Coding region: 184-1605 (473 amino acids)
Molecular function (GO): zinc ion binding; protein binding
Source: RefSeq, a predicted model, not a curated record